Molecule: messenger RNA, 2223 nt
Organism: Plasmodium yoelii
Lineage: Eukaryota; Apicomplexa; Aconoidasida; Haemosporida; Plasmodiidae
Exons: 2
Coding region: 1-2223 (740 amino acids)
Biological process (GO): tRNA N1-guanine methylation
Cellular component (GO): cytoplasm
Source: RefSeq, a predicted model, not a curated record
AUGCUUUUCAAAAUUGCAUUAAUAGUUUAUUUUUUGUUCUUUAAUUAUGUUUAUCUAUUAAAAAAAAAGCAAAGGAAAUUUUAUAAUUUUCAAAUCAUGGAUACCAAAAAUAUAAAAAGUUUGAAUGAUGUUAAGGAGAAACUAAGAUAUAAAAAAGAAGCAUAUUGUUUAUUAUUGAAUAAAUAUAAAGUAAGUGAUAUUUUAAAAAAUAAAUAUGUCAAAUUUUGGUUAUUAAAUAUAUACAAAUUUCCAUCUGUUUUAAUUUAUAACGAUUAUAAAAAUUUAACAGAAGAUCGAGAUGGUGAAAAUAUACUAAAAUGCAUGUAUAACUAUUUUGAAAAAAAUAAAAAAAGUGAAAUAUUUGAUAAAAAUUCAGAAACAGUACAUGAAAAGUUAAUUGAAAAUUAUAAAGAUUCUGAUAUUGCAUUAAAUAAUAAUAUUGUUCAAAAUUCUGAUGAGGAUAUCUUUAGAUUAGUGCCUCUGAACAAUUAUUUUGAUAAGGUUGUAAAUGAUUUAUUUAAGACAGAAGAAAAUAUUCAUGUUGGCAAUAUAAAUAAUGAAAGAAGAGAUGAUGAUAAUGAUGGUAACGAUAAUGACAAUGAUGGUAACGAUAAUGACAAUGACGGUAACGAUAAUGACAACAACUUUCUAUCGGAGCAUGAAUCCCACUUAGGCCUUAAUAAUGUCGAAAUAAAUGAUGAUAAAAAAAAAAAUAGCAUAAAGAGAAAACGAAAUAUAUACGAAAUGGACCAUAUUGGUGAACAUGAUAUUUGUGGGUUUAAUGAUGAAAAUAAAUAUAUAGAUAUGGAAAAUAUAUACAAAAAAAAUAAGAUUGAUUAUGCUAAAGAAUUAUUUAAUGAGAUAAAAAAGAAUAAUAUAAAAAUAAAAGUAGUAACUUUAAAUUUUGGAUAUGAAAAUAUGAAUACAUCGGAAGUUUUAAGACAUAUUUUUCCAUCAAUUAAUGAAAUAAUACAUAAAUUUGAAAUUAUUGGACAUAUUGCACAUUUAAAUUUUUGUAAUAAAUUAGAAGAUUGUAAAAAAAUUAUUGCGGAAGUUAUUUUAGAUAAAAAUAAAAGUAUAAAAACAGUUAUUAAUAAAAAAGAUAUAUUAAAUAAUGUUCAUAGAACAUUUAAUAUUGAACUUUUAGCUGGAGAAAAAAAUUAUAUUACGGAACUAAAAGAGAAUAAUAUAAAAAUUAAAGUAAAUUAUGAAUUGAUGUAUUGGAAUUCCAAAUUAAAAAAAGAAAGAGAUCGUAUUUAUAAUAUUGUUCAAAACAAUUCAAUUAUUUUAGAUGUUUUUGGUGGGGUAGGUAUAUUUAGUUUAUUGUUAAGCUCAAAAAGUUGUUUAUGUUUUUCUAAUGAUAUUAACACACAUGCAUAUGAUUAUAUGAAUAUAAAUAUAAAUGUUAAUAAAAAAAAAAAUAUUUUAACAUAUAAUUUGGAUGGAAGAAAAUUUAUUGAAAAAAUGAUCGAAUUAAAUAUUUUUUCAAUAAAUGAUUCAAAUAUAUUAACUAUGUAUAUAGACGAACAAAAUAAAAAAAAUGUAUCCAUGGAAAUUAUAAAUAGCAAAGAUCAUGCGCUUACAGCAAAGAAACUAAAAGAGAAUAAAAAUAAUAAUUAUAGAAAAAAAAAACAGCAAAUUAUUUUGGAAAAUGAAAAAAAUAACCUAACAAAUUAUGAACACAACACUACUAACUAUACUUUGGAGGUGGAUACAAAAAAUGAACUGAAUAAAAACAUUCAAAGUGAAAACAUUCAAAGUGAAAAAUGCAAUUUAGAUAAUAAUCAGAAAAAUGUCAUAAAUAGUACUAAUAGCGAUAAUGAUAUAUAUGUCAAUACUAAGCAAGACCCAUUAUGUACUACUAAAAAAGAAGAUAUAAAUAAAAAUAUAGAUAACGAAAAAAAUCAAUCAAAAAUCGAAAUAAAUCUGAACAAUUACAAUGAUAUACAUGUAUUAAUGAAUUUACCACAACUUGCUUUAGACUUUUUGGAUGUUUUUAAAAAAAUAAAAAAAAAAAAAGAAAAUGACAAAAUAAGAAAUAUAUUCAUACAUUGUUAUUAUUUUUCUAACCCAGAAUCUUUUUAUGAACAUGCAGAAAAAAAUAUUAUGUCACAUUUUAAGAAAUUACCUAAAGAAAUGAAAGUUACAGAGAUCCGGAAAGUAGCUCCCAAUAAAUUAAUGUACGUUGUGGAAUUUAAUUUAAAGGAAUUAUUGGAAUCAUAA